AUGGCGAAUCGCGGCCAGUGGGCCGGCCAGGCCGGAAAGAAAUGGCCCCAUAUCCUGGCGGCCGUCGCCUCCCUGCGCGCGCUCGCCUACCUCGACCUCGCCGGGAACUGGCUCCGCGGCCGCAUCCCGCCGGAGGCCGGCGGCAUGCGGCGCCUCGCCCACCUCGACCUCUCCACCAACAACCUCACCAGCUGCAUCCCGGCGUCCCUCGGGAACCUGACGGCGCUGGCUUUCCUCGCCCUCCAGCAGAACACGCUGACCGGGCCGAUCCCCGGCGAGCUCGGGAAGCUUGCCGGCCUCGAGACCUUGCUGCUCACCACGACGUCGGUAAGUGGGGAGAUUCCUGAGUGCAUCGGCAACCUGACCAGGCUCACCACCCUGCAGCUGUACACCAACCGGCAGUCAGGACCCAUACCACCUUCUCUCGGGAACCUGGUGAACCUGCUCGACCUCGAGCUCGCCGAAAACCACCUGAGCGGUGGGAUUCUGUAA
Messenger RNA from Panicum virgatum (switchgrass), 492 nucleotides. RefSeq names its product probable leucine-rich repeat receptor-like protein kinase At1g35710. The coding region runs from base 1 to 492 and encodes 163 amino acids. Gene Ontology annotation, molecular function: protein binding. The transcript is spliced from 2 exons. NCBI's taxonomy places the organism in Eukaryota, Viridiplantae, Streptophyta, Magnoliopsida, Poales, Poaceae. The record is from RefSeq and is a predicted model, not a curated record.